Cynoglossus semilaevis (tongue sole) is the source of this 6399-nucleotide messenger RNA. RefSeq names its product clathrin, heavy chain a (Hc) (gene cltca). The coding region runs from base 261 to 5303 and encodes 1680 amino acids. Gene Ontology annotation, biological process: receptor-mediated endocytosis; mitotic cell cycle; intracellular protein transport. Gene Ontology annotation, molecular function: structural molecule activity; clathrin light chain binding. Lineage: Eukaryota; Metazoa; Chordata; Actinopteri; Pleuronectiformes; Cynoglossidae. The transcript is spliced from 32 exons. Gene Ontology annotation, cellular component: clathrin-coated endocytic vesicle; extracellular exosome; clathrin complex. The record is from RefSeq and is a predicted model, not a curated record.
UCUACUGACCAGCCUCCCUCGCCAUUGCAGGUCCAGGGAGUCGGUGUAGUGGCAGUUGGUCUUUAGCUAGGGGGAAGCCCGAAAGUAAAUAUAAAGGGUCGAAUAAAAGUACCAUCACACCGACAGUGCGAUUCAAACACGGUUUACAGUAACUUCAUUUAGACUUAAGACUGAGGACUCCCUAGUUGGGUGAUUAGCAACAGAAAGGAGCAGGCGUUUAGCAUUAGAAGAAACCGGAGGAGAGUGACAGAGGAACCGCCAUGGCUCAGAUCCUGCCCAUUCGCUUUCAGGAGCACCUGCAGCUCCAAAACAUAGGGAUCAAUCCAGCUAACAUUGGCUUUAGCACCCUCACUAUGGAGUCUGACAAGUUCAUCUGUGUGCGGGAGAAGGUUGGCGAGCAAACUCAGGUGGUGAUCAUUGACUUGGCCGACCCCAACACACCCAUCCGCAGACCCAUUUCUGCUGACAGCGCCAUAAUGAAUCCAGCCAGCAAAGUUAUUGCACUCAAAGACGAUGCUGCCAAAACUCUUCAGAUCUUCAACAUUGAGAUGAAGAGCAAGAUGAAGGCACACACCAUGACAGACGAUGUCACCUUCUGGAAGUGGAUUUCCCUCAACACCGUUGCACUUGUGACUGACACUGCUGUCUACCACUGGAGCAUGGAGGGUGAUUCACAGCCUGUGAAGGUCUUUGACCGCCAUUCCAGCCUGGCUGGCUGCCAGAUCAUCAACUACCGCACUGAUGCAAAGCAGAAAUGGCUUCUGCUCAUUGGCAUCUCUGCUCAGCAAAAUCGGGUGGUUGGUGCCAUGCAGCUUUACUCUGUCGACAGAAAAGUUUCACAGCCAAUUGAAGGACAUGCUGCCAGUUUUGCCCAGUUCAAGAUGGAGGGCAACGCAGAGGAGUCGACUUUGUUCUGCUUUGCUGUCAGAGGCCAAGCUGGAGGAAAGUUGCAUAUUAUUGAAGUUGGCACCCCAGCAACAGGCAACCAACCAUUUCCAAAGAAAGCAGUGGAUGUGUUCUUCCCUCCAGAAGCACAAAAUGACUUCCCUGUGGCUAUGCAGAUAAGCGCCAAACACAAUGUGGUUUUCCUUAUUACUAAAUAUGGCUAUAUACACCUGUAUGACUUGGAAACGGGAACCUGUAUCUACAUGAACCGCAUAAGUGGAGAGACCAUCUUUGUCACCGCUCCACAUGAGGCCACCUCAGGCAUCAUUGGGGUCAACAGGAAAGGACAGGUAUUGUCUGUGUGUGUGGAAGAAGAAAACAUCAUCCCCUACAUAACAAACGUACUCCAGAAUCCAGAUCUUGCUCUACGCUUGGCAGUCCGCAACAACCUUGCUGGUGCUGAGGAACUCUUUGCACGCAAAUUUAACAACUUGUUUGCUGCUGGGAACUACCCUGAGGCUGCAAAGAUGGCUGCAAAUGCACCCAAGGGUAUCCUGCGUACCCCAGACACGAUCCGACGCUUCCAGAGCGUUCCAGCUCAGCCAGGUCAGACGUCCCCCUUGCUGCAGUAUUUUGGAAUCCUUUUGGACCAGGGUCAGCUCAAUAAAUUUGAGUCCCUGGAGCUUUGCAGACCCGUUCUGCAACAGGGAAGAAAGCAGCUCCUGGAAAAGUGGCUAAAGGAAGACAAGUUGGAGUGCUCAGAAGAACUUGGAGACCUGGUGAAGGCAGUUGAUCCAACUUUGGCUCUCAGUGUCUACCUGAGGGCCAAUGUUCCCAAUAAGGUCAUUCAGUGUUUCGCAGAAACUGGACAGUUCCCAAAGAUAGUCCUGUAUGCCAAGAAGGUGGGCUACACUCCUGAUUGGAUUUUUUUGCUGAGAAAUGUUAUGCGGAUAAACCCAGAACAAGGCCUUCAGUUUGCCCAGAUGUUGGUCCAGGAUGAAGAGCCGCUAGCUGAUAUCACACAGAUUGUUGAUGUGUUCAUGGAGUACAACCUGAUCCAGCAGUGCACUUCAUUUCUCCUGGAUGCUUUAAAAAACAACAGACCAUCAGAAGGACCGCUGCAGACUCGAUUGCUGGAGAUGAACCUGAUGCAUGCUCCACAGGUUGCAGAUGCUAUCCUGGGUAACCAGAUGUUCACCAACUAUGACCGUGCCCACAUUGCCCAGCUCUGUGAGAAAGCUGGACUCCUGCAAAGGGCGCUGGAACACUACACUGACCUCUACGAUAUUAAGCGUGCUGUGGUUCAUACACACCUGCUCAACCCAGAGUGGCUUGUAAACUUCUUUGGCUCGCUGUCGGUGGAAGACUCUCUGGAGUGCCUUAGGGCUAUGCUGUCUGCUAACAUCCGCCAGAACCUGCAGAUUUGUGUUCAGGUGGCCUCCAAAUACCAUGAGCAGCUCACCACACAGUCUCUUACUGAACUCUUUGAGUCUUUCAAGAGUUUUGAAGGUCUGUUCUACUUCCUUGGUUCCAUUGUAAACUUCAGCCAGGAUCCUGAUGUUCACUUCAAAUACAUCCAAGCCGCCUGCAAGACCGGGCAGAUUAAAGAGGUGGAGAGGAUCUGCAGAGAGAGCAACUGUUAUGACCCCGAACGUGUCAAGAACUUCCUCAAGGAAGCCAAACUCACUGACCAGCUGCCACUCAUUAUUGUCUGUGACCGCUUCGACUUUGUCCAUGACCUGGUCCUCUACUUGUACCGCAACAACCUGCAGAAGUACAUUGAGAUCUAUGUUCAGAAGGUGAACCCUAGCCGUUUGCCCGUGGUGAUUGGUGGUCUCCUAGAUGUGGACUGCUCAGAGGAUGUCAUUAAGAGCCUGAUCUUGGUUGUCAGGGGCCAGUUUUCCACUGAUGAACUGGUUGCUGAGGUGGAAAAAAGAAACAGACUUAAGCUGCUGCUACCUUGGCUGGAGUCUCGUAUCCACGAAGGCUGUGAGGAGCCUGCCACUCAUAACGCCUUGGCUAAGAUCUAUAUUGACAGCAACAACAAUCCUGAACGCUUCCUUAGAGAAAACCCCUACUAUGACAGCCGUGUGGUAGGAAAGUACUGUGAGAAAAGAGACCCUCAUCUGGCCUGUGUGGCCUAUGAGAGAGGGCAGUGUGACCAGGAGCUAAUAAACGUCUGCAAUGAGAACUCCCUGUUCAAGAGUCUGUCUCGUUAUCUGGUUCGCCGCAAAGACCCUGACCUGUGGGCCAGUGUGCUGCUUGAGACCAACCCAUUCAGAAGACCACUGAUUGACCAGGUGGUACAAACAGCAUUGUCAGAAACCCAGGACCCAGAGGAGGUGUCGGUCACAGUCAAGGCCUUUAUGACUGCAGAUCUACCCAACGAGCUCAUUGAGCUGCUUGAGAAGAUUGUAUUGGACAACUCUGUCUUCAGUGAACACAGAAAUCUGCAAAAUCUGCUGAUCCUGACAGCAAUCAAAGCUGACCGCACUCGAGUGAUGGAGUACAUCAGCAGACUAGACAACUAUGAUGCACCUGAUAUCGCCAACAUUGCCAUAAGCAAUGAGCUCUUUGAGGAGGCCUUUGCCAUCUUUAAAAAGUUUGAUGUCAACACCUCUGCUGUGCAGGUGCUGAUCGAGCACAUUGGCAACCUUGACCGAGCCUAUGAGUUUGCAGAACGCUGCAAUGAGCCAGCUGUGUGGAGCCAGCUGGCUAAGGCUCAGCUGCAAAAGGGCCUGGUGAAGGAGGCCAUUGACUCCUACAUCAAAGCUGAUGACCCUUCUGCAUACAUGGAGGUGGUCCAGGCUGCAGAUAAGAGUGGUAACUGGGAAGACCUGGUCAAAUUUCUGCAGAUGGCUCGUAAGAAGGCCCGUGAGUCCUACGUAGAAACAGAACUCAUCUUUGCUUUGGCCAAAACCAACCGUCUGGCAGAGCUAGAAGAAUUCAUUAAUGGACCUAACAAUGCUCACAUCCAGCAGGUUGGUGAUCGCUGCUAUGAUGAGAAAAUGUACGAGGCUGCUAAACUGCUGUACAACAACGUGUCCAACUUUGGUCGUUUGGCUUCGACCCUGGUCCACCUUGGAGAAUAUCAGGCAGCUGUGGAUGGUGCUCGCAAGGCCAACAGCACCCGCACCUGGAAAGAAGUUUGCUUUGCCUGCGUUGAUGGAGAGGAGUUUCGUUUGGCCCAGAUGUGUGGUCUUCACAUUGUUGUUCACGCUGAUGAGCUGGAGGAGUUGAUCAACUAUUACCAAGACCGCGGUUACUUUGAAGAGCUGAUCACAAUGCUGGAGGCUGCCCUGGGUUUAGAACGUGCUCACAUGGGUAUGUUCACAGAACUGGCCAUCCUCUACUCCAAGUUCAAGCCUCAGAAGAUGAGAGAACACCUGGAGCUCUUCUGGUCCAGAGUUAACAUACCAAAGGUUCUGAGAGCAGCAGAGCAGGCUCACCUGUGGGCCGAACUCGUCUUCCUGUACGACAAGUAUGAGGAGUUUGACAACGCCAUCAUUACAAUGAUGAACCAUCCAACAGAUGCCUGGAAAGAGGGACAGUUUAAGGACAUUAUCACCAAGGUGGCCAACGUGGAGCUCUACUACAAAGCCAUCCAGUUCUAUCUGGAGUUUAAGCCAUUGUUACUGAAUGAUUUGCUCAUAGUGCUUUCUCCCAGACUGGACCACUCACGUGCUGUCAACUUCUUUAGCAAGGUUAAACAGCUGCCCCUGGUCAAACCCUACCUGCGCUCAGUCCAGAACCACAAUAACAAAUCAGUCAAUGAAGCACUUAACAACCUCUUCAUCACAGAGGAAGACUAUCAGGCACUGAGAACAUCAAUUGAUGCCUAUGACAACUUUGACAACAUCACACUGGCUCAACGCUUGGAGAAGCACGAGUUGAUUGAGUUCAGGAGAAUUGCUGCUUACCUCUUUAAAGGCAACAACCGCUGGAAACAGAGUGUGGAACUCUGCAAGAAGGAUAAGCUCUAUAAGGACGCCAUGCAGUAUGCAUCAGAAUCCAAAGACACAGAGCUGGCAGAGGAGCUGCUGUCCUGGUUCUUGAUGGAGAACAAGAAGGAGUGUUUCGCUGCCUGCCUUUUCACUUGCUAUGACCUGCUGCGACCUGAUGUGGUGCUGGAGACAGCCUGGAGGCACAACAUCAUGGACUUUUCUAUGCCAUACUUCAUUCAGGUCAUGAGGGAGUACCUGAGCAAGGUUGAUAAACUAGAAACCUCAGAGUCUCUAAGGAAAGAGGAGGAACAGGCAACAGAAACACAGCCUAUUGUCUAUGGCACACCUCAGCUGAUGCUGACAGCUGGUCCCAGUGUACCUGUGGCACCACAGCAGGCGUACGGCUACGGCUACCAGGCACCUGCAGGAUAUGUUCAGCCAGCUCCUCAGCCUGGCUUCGGCUAUGGCAUGUAAAGACCCCCACCCCUCUCCUUUUCUUCAUUUGUAGUCCAGAGCUACCAACCAUCCAUCUCCCACAGUACCUCACCAGACCAUUGGUGUGUCUCUCUGUCUCUGCGGGAAGCUUGGCCUAACGCCUACACAUCUUUUUCUUAUUUUUUCCCACUUUUAAACUACCAUGAAGGACGUUAUGUUAUCAAAGAAAAGUUUGAAUCACAAAGUUUAAUUUUCUCACAUUCCGUAUUGAAUAGGGUUUAUUUUUCUUUUGUCUAUUUUAUUGACUGGGAAAGGGUUAAUGUACAACAGGGGGCCUGUGAGAAGAGCAAGAACUCUUCCAAGUUAAAAAAAAAAAGGUCUAAUUUGCACUCUGUAGUAAGAAGAAAUAAUGUAGAUCGUUUUUUCCUUUUGACAUGUGAGCAGCUUCUUCUUUCCAACUGUAAAAUUAUUGUACAUUCAGACACACAAAACCGCUACGAAAUUCCUUUAUAUUUGAACAUGAAACUGCCACUUGCAUUCAUCACAGUCCUGAAACACUACCUUGUAUCUGUCGAGUAGCCAGACUUGAGCUUCAGGGCUUUUUCUUCAAUAUAAUACAGAGAGUAUUGUACAUGCACCAAUUUCAGGAAAGAUGUUUUUCCUCCGAAGCCUAUGCAGGACUCUCCAAACAGAUCUGCAGUCAGAUGAUUUAACCAUGUGCUUUAACCUCUGCUCCAACAUGGGACCAUUCCACCUCAGAAGGCACUGCAGAGCUGUUUGACGAACGUGCCCUCCGUCUGUUUUCUCUUCAUGCUGCAGUUUGUUCCUGUUGGUUGUGCUGUUGAGUGUUCAGAAGACUGCUCCUCAUAUUCAUUCAGGGUUGCCUUUAACUUUUCAGUUAACCCACUCAUCUGCUUCACACAUUAUCACAGACUUGUGGUAUAUUGAAGUUUUUAUCAAAGGCUUACGUGUAUAUGAAAAAAAAAUCAAUCAACUUCUUUGAACUUAUAUUCUUAUCUGAAUUACCUUAGAUUUAAAUUGUGCACCAAAAACCUUGAUUGUGCAUAAUCAAAUCAUAAUGAAUGAAACAGCAGUUUUGUUAUCCACUUAACAAUAAAGGCUUCUUGUUUGUCAA